Solanum verrucosum is the source of this 734-nucleotide messenger RNA. RefSeq names its product actin-depolymerizing factor. Gene Ontology annotation, biological process: actin filament depolymerization. Gene Ontology annotation, molecular function: actin filament binding. Lineage: Eukaryota; Viridiplantae; Streptophyta; Magnoliopsida; Solanales; Solanaceae. The record is from RefSeq and is a predicted model, not a curated record. The transcript has 4 exons. Gene Ontology annotation, cellular component: actin cytoskeleton; cytoplasm. Bases 20 to 457 code for a protein of 145 amino acids.
UUUUUCUUUUGCUCUUCUCAUGUCUUUCAAAUUCAGAGGGCCAAAUGCUUCUUCUGGAAUGGGUGUGGCUGAUCACGGCAAAAAUGCAUUCUUGGAGUUGAAGAGGAAGAAGGUUCAUAGAUAUGUGAUUUUCAAGAUCGAUGAAAUGAAAAAGGAGGUUGUUGUUGAGAAAACUGGCAGCCCUGCAGAAAGCUUUGAUGACUUUACUGCUUCUUUGCCAGAAAAUGAUUGCCGAUAUGCGGUGUAUGACUUUGAUUUUGUGACUUCUGAGAAUUGCCAAAAGAGCAAGAUAUUCUUUGUUCAUUGGUCUCCUGCAACAUCUCGUAUCCGUGCGAAGAUGCUUUACGCCACCUCUAAAGACGCAUUUAAAAGAGAGCUCGAUGGUUUUCAUUAUGAGAUUCAGGCUACUGAUCCAACAGAAGUUGAUCUUGAAGUGCUGAAAGACCGUGCUCACUGAGCUAUCUUGCAAUAAACACUAUCUUUCCUCUUAUAAGGAACAGAAUUCGCAGGGCCUUACUAUUAUCAUAGUGAUUAGUGCCAAUAGCUUAUAUAUCGUUGUGUUUCUCACAGAGGAAAAUUCUUCUUAAAUAAUUGGGCAUCUGGGAAGGGCUGAUUUCCAGCUAAGCAUUUAGCUUGUUAGUGUAUAUGGUGUUGGCAUUGUUUUGCUUUUUUCUCAGAUGUUUGAACACUUGGGAACCUGCAUAAUAUAAUAUCAGUGGUUGCCAAUUUUCCAA